AUGUGGGCCCCGCUGACGAGGCAGCUCCCAGCGCUGCUCACGCUCGUUGUACCUCUCGCGCAACUGCCGCUCUCUUCAGCGGCCCCGAACUGUCCACUGAUCGGUCCAGAGUUUCCAGCACCCUACAACCUUGAAUCACAUCCAAUUUGGAAGGCGGCUGUUCAAAACAUCACCAAUGUCUUCCAGUACAUCGACGACACCAAUCUCACUGGAGUAGACCUGUUUUCCUAUUCAUUGCAGAUAUUCUCAACAAACCCAGGGUCUCCUAUUCUUUGGGAGAGACAUCGGACGGCGAAGGAUUUACCGACCAACACUACUGGUGUGAAGAAGGUAGAUGGUAACACUGUGUAUCGCCUGGGCAGUGUAACAAAAGUGUUCACCGUGCUCACAUUCUUGGCUGAGGCUGGUGAUGUUUACUGGAACACCCCCAUCACCAAGUUCAUACCCGAGCUAGCCAAGUUUGAAGGUCGCUCGAGCCAGCCAGACUUUGAUCCAGUUAGAGAGACUGAUUGGGACGACAUUACCAUUGGAUCCUUAGCCAGCCAGGUGUCUGGUCUUGGACGUGAUUGUCUGGAUAUCAUGUACCCGUCCUACGCACCAUGGCAGACUCCAACGUACUCCAACGUAGCUUACCAGCUUUUGGCUUACGCACUGGAAAGAAUAACGGGAAAGAACUUCACGGACAGUCUCAACGACCGUAUCAUCAAGCCUCUGGGCCUCAAUCGUACCUUCUACGACACGCCACCGGACAAGUACGGAGUCAUUCCAGGAACAGUGAAGGAUACCUACUGGGCUGUCAGUCUUGGUCAGGCUUCACCUGGUGGUAAUAUGUAUGCGUCCGCAUCCGAUCUGUCCAAGCUUGGUCGUGCUAUACUGUCUUCAAAGCUAAUCAAGCCCGCCUUGACUCGUCGCUGGCUCAAUCCUGUCACCUUUGCCUCUGAUUUCCUCGCAUCUGUCAGCAGUCCAUGGGGAGUUCGCCGGAUUCAACUCGACAGGAUCAGUCAGCCUCAUCGAACAUUGACUGUCUACACCAAAGCUGGCACAUUCAAGCGAUAUACGGCUUUCAUCACUCUUCUCAAGGACUACAACUUGGGGUUCACCAUCAUGAUGGCGGGCAACCCACCUCUGAGCAAUUUCUACGGUGCAGAUCUUCUUGGACAGAGUCUCAUUCCUGCAUACGAUGCCGUGGCAAGAGAUGAAGCAGACAGAACGUUCAGCGGCACCUACGUGCAGCGCGGUGGUGUCAAUGGUACACGGAACUCAAGCAUCAGCAUAUCCACAUCAGCCAGCAAGCCUGGCCUCGGUAUCUCAAGAUGGAUCUCUAACGGAACGGACAUGCUUAGCAUGGCGCUGGUGCUCCAAUCAGGAAUGCCUGCAAACCAGCUCAGGAACCCCGAAGCACGCCUGUACUACACUCUGCUUGACAGCAAGACGGCCAAUGGCACGCGUCAAUCGUUCAAAGCUGUAUUUGAGGAUACAGGAGGCCCGGCAGUUGGACAGCAACUUUGGAGCACCGACUGCGGAGCAUGGGUUGGCGUCACUGGUGUCACUUAUGGCAGUAUGCCGUUGGAUGAGUUCAUCUUUGAGCGAGAUGCGAGUGGUAACGUGAUCAGUGUGGAGAAUCUGGCAUUACGAGCCAAGUAUUGGAAAGUCAACCAAGAGGCUACCGGGCCUUCUGGAGGUUGGGCAUGGGAUGGAGGGAGGUGGAAGGUAGCGAGGAGGUAAAAGGUUGG
Messenger RNA from Paraphaeosphaeria sporulosa, 1733 nucleotides. RefSeq names its product beta-lactamase/transpeptidase-like protein. The coding region runs from base 1 to 1725 and encodes 574 amino acids. The record is from RefSeq and is a predicted model, not a curated record. Lineage: Eukaryota; Fungi; Ascomycota; Dothideomycetes; Pleosporales; Didymosphaeriaceae. The transcript has 3 exons.